AUGCCCAGCGAAAUUAAAAGCACGAGCACCAGACAUCGGAGAGCCGAGGAAGUGAUUGGUGGAAACGCGGAAGCUAUUCAAACCCUCAGAGAUCUCAUUACAUUUCCUUGGCGUCUCUUACCUUGUGAUGCAAAGAGACUUGGAGUUAAAUUUGGAAGAGGUGUUUUAUUACAUGGUUCACCUGGCACCGGAAAGACGAGUUUGGUACGGGCAGUUGUUGAAGAAUGUGGGGCACUUUUGACGAAUAUAAGCCCAAACACCAUUCAUAGCGCACAUGUUGGUGAAAGUGAGAGAAAUCUCCGCGAGGCUUUUUCAGAGGCAUCUUCUCACGCAGCCUUGGGCAAGUCAUCUGUUAUCUUUAUAGAUGAAAUAGAUGUACUUUGUCCUCGCAGAGAUUCCAGGAGGCUUAUUGCUUCCCAACUUCGUUUUUUGAUGGACUCAAACAAAGCAACCUCUUCUACACCGGGGGUAGUUGUGGUUGCAUCAACUAACAGGGUGGAUGCAAUCGACCCUGCCCUAAGAAGGAACGGGCGUUUUGAUGUUGAAAUUGAAGUUACAGUCCCAAAUGAAAAGGAGCGCCUUCAAAUUCUAGAGCUGUAUACAAAGAAGAUCCCUCGGGAUUUACGUGACUUAGAAUUCAUUGCUGCAUCAUGCAAUGGUUAUGUUGGAGCUGAUUUGGAGGCUUUGUGUCGUAAAGCUAUCGAAUCUGCCAUUAAAAGGUCCAAAAAUGCAAAUAAAGAUGUUAAUGAUUCCAGUUUAACGAUGAAAGAUUGGAAGAGUGCAAGGUCUCUUGUUCAACCAAGUAUAACAAGAGGCAUUACUGUGGAAGUUCCCAAAGUGACUUGGAAAGAUAUUGGGGGAUUGAAAGACGUGAAGACAAAGCUCGAGAAAGCUAUUGAGUGGCCUAUAAAGUAUCCUGAUGCAUUUUCAAGACUUGGAAUAACCCCUGUUCGUGGAAUUCUUCUCCACGGGCCUCCAGGAUGUUCCAAAACUACUCUUGCUAAAGCUGCUGCAAAUGCUGCUAAUGUUCCAUUUUUCUCCUUGAGUGGUGCAGAAUUAUUUUCAAUGUAUGUCGGAGAAGGAGAAAGUUUGCUUCGGGAAAUAUUUCGUAAAGCACGGCUUGCUGGAAAAAGUAUAAUAUUUUUUGAUGAAGCUGACGUAGUAGCUGGCAAACGGGGUGAUAGUUCGAGUGGUAGUGCUGUAGUCGGAGAAAGGCUUUUAUCAACUCUGCUUACCGAAAUGGAUGGUUUAGAAGAAGCUAAAGGAGUCCUUGUUUUAGCAGCCACAAACCGCCCUUAUGCAAUUGAUGCUGCACUUAUGCGUCCCGGACGAUUUGAUCAGAUUUUGUAUGUGCCACCACCUGAUUUGGAGGGUCGAGUUGAGAUACUUAAUGUACACACACGUAGGAUGCAAUUAGGGGGUGAUGUUGAUCUCAGAAGACUAGCAGAAGAUACCGAGUUCUUCACGGGUGCUGAACUAGAGGGAUUAUGUAAAGAAGUUGGAAUAGUAGCUCUAAGGGAAAACAUGGACGCGACUGUUGUUUUUGACCGUCAUUUUCAGAUUGUGAAGAAUUCUUUAAAACCAGCAUUAACAGCCGAUGUCAUUGAUUCAUACUCGUCUUUUAGAAGAACCUCAUCUCGGGUUUUGCCUAAGAUUGACCAAGAACAUAGAGAUGGUUGA
This is a messenger RNA of Lathyrus sativus (Indian pea), 1680 nucleotides long. Lineage: Eukaryota; Viridiplantae; Streptophyta; Magnoliopsida; Fabales; Fabaceae. The record is from the annotation of a GenBank genome assembly.